Mya arenaria is the source of this 1850-nucleotide messenger RNA. Its product is annotated as endoglucanase F-like. Gene Ontology annotation, molecular function: polysaccharide binding; hydrolase activity, hydrolyzing O-glycosyl compounds. NCBI's taxonomy places the organism in Eukaryota, Metazoa, Mollusca, Bivalvia, Myida, Myidae. Gene Ontology annotation, biological process: carbohydrate metabolic process. The transcript has 13 exons. Bases 83 to 1792 code for a protein of 569 amino acids. The record is from RefSeq and is a predicted model, not a curated record.
AUCUCGACAUGGGUUCGUAAACUGGUUAUAGCUGCUCCUGGUUAAACAGUAGCUGGACUGUCCAUCUUCAAUCAGAACAGUAAUGUUGGCAUUCCUGAGUUGCUUAGCGAGUGUCUGUUGCCUGUCAACAGCUAUUCUCGUACCCAUAACGAUAACGAGCGAUUGGACAGGCCGUUUUCAGGGAGAUCUGAACUUCCUGAUUACUGAAGAGGUGGUGGGAUGGGAGGUCAAGAUCAAUUUCUCAGCACCCAUCACCUUAAUUGACGAAUGGAUGGGAGAUGUGAUUAGUCACUCACCAGACAAUACCCAUUUCACGCUAGUUAACAAGCAGCACAAUGGAAUUCUACAUAAAGGGGAUACCUUGCACAUACAAAUGUUCGUAAACUACCCCGGCACGUCCGCCCCCAAAGGUACGGCAGAGUUGAUCAACCUUGGACAUGAUAACUUCGUGCCUCCCAGUGCCCCACCCGAUUCGGAUGGCACGAAGUAUGAUCUAAAUGAGGUUCUGGAGAAGUCCAUACUGUUCUACGAGGCUCAGAGGUCCGGUAAACUUCCGUCGACCAAUCGAAUCCCGUGGCGCGGUGAUUCGGCUCUCGGGGACAAGGGAAAUAAUGGAGAAGAUCUGACUGGGGGCUGGUACGAUGCUGGCGAUCACGUGAAAUUCAACUUCCCAAUGGCCUUUUCGGUGACCUCUCUUGCAUGGGGUCUACUGGAGUUUAAGGACGCAUACGUGGACGCCGGACAGUUAGACUACAUGUACGACUGUCUUCAGUGGCCGCUAGAGUAUCUGAUGAAGUGUCAUGUCGCGCCGCAUGAAUACUAUGUACAGGUAGGUGAUGGAGGCCAAGACCACGCUUACUGGGGAAGGCCAGAGAAUAUGACGAUGCCGCGACCCGCGUACAAGAUUGACGAGCAACAUCCGGGGAGUGACGUUGCUGCAGAAACCGCGGCAGCAUUCGCCGCUAGCUACCUUGUGUUCAAAACCAGGAACGGCACAUUCGCCGAGAAACUGUUAGAACACGCCAUGCAGUUGUUCGACUUUGCCGAGGCCUUCCCGGGGAAAUACUCGGACAGUGUCAGCGCAGCAUCAGCGUAUUACAGAUCUGACGCAAUCGAGGACGAGAUGUGUUGGGGAGGAAUCUGGAUGUUUCUGGCCACAAAAGAUCCCCACUACCUUCAGGUGGCGGAAAGCAACUACAUCUCGGGCGCAGCUUGGGGGCAGUCAUGGGACGAGAAAAUAUCUGGAUGCAUGGUGCUGUUGUACAAAGUAACCAAGAAAGACAUUUACAAGACUGACCUUGAAGCGACCUUCACCGACUGGAUGCCGGGCGGCACCAUUCCCUACACGCCCAAUGGACUCGCAUUCCGUUCGCAGUGGGGCAGCAAUAGAUACUCCGCAAACAUGGCACUGAUUGCCAUAAUGGCUUCCCUGCAAGGCGUGCAUACACAGGCGUACCAGAAGUGGGCUGAGUCACAGAUUAACCUUAUGCUUGGGGACGCGGGGCGGAGCUUCGUCGUUGGCUUCGGAACAAACCCGCCCACACAGCCACAUCACAGGUCUAGCUCUUGUCCCAUGUAUCCGGCCCCUUGUUCGAGUUUCAACAUGCAACGUGACGGACCUAACCCACAUGUUCUGUACGGCGCUCUCGUAGGAGGACCGAACCAGAAUGGGCAGUACACAGACAAACGGUCGGACUACGUAUCCAAUGAAGUCGCCUGUGACUACAAUGCUGGUUUCCAGUCCGCAGUUGCAGGAAUAAAGGCACUCUACAUGAGAGGAGAUUUACCUUAAAAACCAUCGAAAACGAAUGUGAUAUGUACUAAUUUUCAAUAAAUAUAUCAGUAAUGUU